This is a messenger RNA of Amphiprion ocellaris (clown anemonefish), 2379 nucleotides long. RefSeq names its product nocturnin b (gene noctb). The transcript has 5 exons. Gene Ontology annotation, biological process: circadian rhythm. NCBI's taxonomy places the organism in Eukaryota, Metazoa, Chordata, Actinopteri, Pomacentridae. Bases 782 to 1969 code for a protein of 395 amino acids. Gene Ontology annotation, molecular function: poly(A)-specific ribonuclease activity. The record is from RefSeq and is a predicted model, not a curated record.
UCCUUUUAUAAAAGUCUAAAAUGUUAUGCCCUCCGUGUUGUGGCAGUUAUUCCUCAUUCAGACUGUAGCUAAAAAUUACCAGCUUUGAUUCCAGCCCAGGAUAUUAGUGAGUUUAGUUUUAUGAAUCUGGAAAACUACAGUAUACUACACGGAAAAUAACACUGUCAUGAUGUUAGCAAAAAUGCAAUCACACCAACGUGGGUGCUGUUACACCAUUGCAGACUGGGGAAGUAGUUGUUGCAACAUGCUCAUUCGCUCAUACACUGACUGUUAUGUAGCAAAUGAGUAGAAAUCAUUAACCUACUGAACCAUAUAAAAUGACUUAUCCUCUGCUUUGUCCUUCCAUUUCGGUGUCCACUUGUGAGGAUGUCAGUCUAUGUUUCUGCUCUGUAUUGAAGCGAGGGCGUGCCAAGUCAGUAUAAUGAAUCUGUCAGACAUUUAUCUGCCACAAAGCCAACUUGUGUUUGACUGUGAGAGAGCAGCGGUUUGGAUUGCGCAGUGUAUCCCUCUCUCCCUCACCACCGCAUGGCCUGUAAUACUCCAUAUGGCCUGGUGACGUCUGUGUUUCCUAAUCUCUCUCUCCCUCUCUCUUCCCCCCUGAGGCUUUAUAGGCAGCAGUGAGAAGUCAGAUUUCUGCAUUCACACACAGACAACACAUCUGUGACUCUUUUCUGACGUAGAGAAAACACUUGGCUUCAAAUCGCUGACGGCUAACUUAUCUGUUGAGGUGACGCUAGAAUUAAAAGGAGAGACUCAGGACAUUUUAUUGAAGUGGACAGUGAUGGAGACUAUGGUGUGUCCGAUGGGUGGAGGAGCCACCCGACUGUACAGAACCCUGACUCAGACCCUCAGCAGCACCGGUUCUCCUUUGCCCCUCCCUCCCUCACACCUGGACCCUCACCAGCCUGCAAACACAAACCUGGAUCCAGAUUUCUGCCAGGAGCAGACGGGGUCUCCUUUGUGUCCCCCUGAUCCAGUGGAGCUGCUUCGACGGUGUCAGGAGGCCCUCAGGGAUCGACCACCUCGCUUCCACAGGAAGCUCAUCUGUCUGAGCGAUGGGGACGGCGCCUCCAGCAGCCCCAUCAGGGUGAUGCAGUGGAACAUACUAGCCCAAGCUCUGGGCGAAGGACUUGACAGUUUUGUCCAGUGUCCCCUGGAGGCCCUCAGUUGGUCCCGAAGAAAGUACCUCAUCUUGGAGGAGAUCCUCACCUACCGACCUCACAUCUUGUGCCUACAGGAAGUCGACCACUACUAUGACACCUUCCAGCCAGUCCUGGCAGGCUUGGGCUACAGCAGCCACUUCUGCCCCAAACCCUGGUCUCCCUGCCUGGAUGUGGAGGGCAACAAUGGCCCCGACGGCUGCGCGCUGUUCUUUGACCAGUCACGAUUCGAGCUCCUGGACAGCGUGAACAUUCGACUCUCCGCCAUAAGGAUUCCAACCAAUCAAGUUGCCGUAGUGACCACGUUGCGAUGUCGGACCACAGGCAGGUGUUUGUGCGUGGCCGUGACCCACCUGAAGGCUCGUUCUGGCUGGGAGUGGCUCCGCAGCGCUCAGGGUUCGGAUCUCCUUCGCCACCUGCAGAAUCUGGUUCAGAAACACUCCAGUGGACCUGCAGGUGAACCAAAAACAAACAUUCCUCUGCUCAUAUGUGGGGAUUUUAACGCAGUGCCAUCAGAGGAGGUGUACCGGCGGUUCUCCACUUCACCUCUCGGUUUGGACUCGGCCUACAAGAAACUCAGCCAAGACGGUUUGACGGAGCCGGAGUACACGACGUGGAAGAUUCGGCCUACGGGAGAAUGUUGUUCCACUCUGGACUACAUCUGGUACAGUCAGGACACGCUGCGAGUGGACGCUGUUCUGGAUAUGCCCACUGAGGAGGAAAUCGGACCAAACAGGCUCCCAUCCUUCAGCUAUCCAUCCGAUCAUCUCUCUCUGGUUUGUGACUUCAGCUUUAAAGAGAAGGACUGAGAAGGAGGCGAAGAAUCAAAACACGAGAAGUGAUGAUGCUGUGGAGUCGAGUUUGGAUCCUGGUGCGAGUCACUCCACAAGAAGGCAACCAGACGGGAAGCCACGUGAAACGGUGAAGAGAAAGACAGGAGGCCGAGAUACUGGAGUGGACAGUUUAAUAAUGGUGACUGGACUUAAGAGUCAGAUGAUUUAAGACACUAAAUUUACGGAGAUACACUCUGUAUCAACUACCUUCCUCAUACUACAUGAGUGUUUUCUGCACCAAGUUACCUACUUCCUUCUAAACUCAAACUGCACACAGAUGUACUUUUUUGUUAUGAGUUUAAAAUCAUCCUAAAAUCAAACUAUAGUCAGUGUUUGCUUCACACUGCCAAUGUACUACAGAUUGUAAAUAAAGUGUUUUUGCUUGA